CCUUCUGCCCUUGUGGGAUCAUGUGGUUCAAUUUUCAGUUGUUCUUGGGAUUUGCAUUAGGAAAUAGUCUCAACAUUGAAGAAAAGAAGUUUCAGCUGAAAUCUAUUUCUGCGAAACAAGAGAGCCUCGAUGUGGCAUUUGUCAAAACUUUUCCCAGUAUACGAUCUGCACUAGUAUGCGCUCUGAUGACUCAUGGUCUUAACAAGUUGGCCACGAAUUACAACGAUGACCAGGAAUGCAUUGUCUAUGACGAGACACUCAUUCAAGAAACUGAUGUCCAACCUUGGUCUUUGGUCCAUCUAUUGGAAAUUCCAGAGCCCGACUUUGAAUUUGUUCCCGUCGAUUUCGAAGAAAAGUGUCCAAAUUGGAAAUUUGAUAAUCACGACAUGGUCCUGGAAUAUACAUUAGAGCUGAACCAAUGCGUUCUAAUAGAAGGCCUCAGAGGGGCAGAUGCCAUCGCCUCCAACGCAUACAUUGAAUUCCAAUGCGCUCAUCAAUUCUGGCAUCCAAAUGAAACCAAGAUCCUGGCCAAAAUCAACCCCGAGUUAUUUGAGCUCCAAACUGCAGACAAUUGUUUAAAUGGCAGAAUGGACUUCAAGGGUUUUUACAAUGCUAAAGAGGAGAAUGAUACCGAGAACCAAAGCGAAAAUGGGGACGAUUAUACGCUCUGCAGCAAGGUCUCUGUUCCCAAAACAUUGGAAGCUUUUGACAACCCUCGCAUUGAAUUCUUGAACUAUGGAGGGAAUUUGGAUGGCAUGGGAAUUAAUUUUACCGUGUGUGCAGUGUCCAUUGAUUAAUCAAUUGCUUUGAAAGUAUUGCAUGUAUCUAGCUUUAAAUAUCAAGAAAC
Tigriopus californicus is the source of this 847-nucleotide messenger RNA. RefSeq lists its product as uncharacterized. The record is from RefSeq and is a predicted model, not a curated record. Bases 21 to 797 code for a protein of 258 amino acids. The transcript is spliced from 3 exons. NCBI's taxonomy places the organism in Eukaryota, Metazoa, Arthropoda, Copepoda, Harpacticoida, Harpacticidae.